This is a messenger RNA of Rhinolophus ferrumequinum (greater horseshoe bat), 5381 nucleotides long. It is a transcript of the gene RASSF2, whose product is annotated as Ras association domain family member 2. Bases 451 to 1431 code for a protein of 326 amino acids. Gene Ontology annotation, biological process: signal transduction; positive regulation of JNK cascade; regulation of non-canonical NF-kappaB signal transduction. Gene Ontology annotation, cellular component: nucleus; cytoplasm. Lineage: Eukaryota; Metazoa; Chordata; Mammalia; Chiroptera; Rhinolophidae. The transcript is spliced from 11 exons. The record is from RefSeq and is a predicted model, not a curated record.
GUUCCUCCGGCACUUCCCGUUUUCAGUCUCUCCGCCCACCUCCGGAGCUGGUGCCUGGUCGUUGGGGCCCUCGCCUUUGCGUCCUCUGCGCCCAAGAGAGCAGGUGCCUUGGGCGGACCUCGGCCGCUUCUGUAUUGCGAGCGCCUGCUUUGCAUUCAGCUCCAAACCCGGGAGAGCCCUGGGGACAGCAGAGAGGCGCAGUGGCCUGACAGUGAGUCCGAGGGUUCCGCGGUUGCGUCUUGCCCAUGGGCACUCUGUGGGCCCGGGGUUGUUCACAGCACCCCUGCGCCUCCGUGACAGGAGGAGCUAAGCACCAGGCUUCUCAACGCUACCAUGCACUUUAUAACCCAGGAAUUCGCAUCCCUAGAACGUAUUCUGCCAGAGCACAGAGCGGUGUCUAGAGCCGAACAGGUUUAUAGCUUCUCUUGCUGAUGAAAAGAGAAAGGAAGAAUGGACUACAGUCACCAAACUUCUCUAGUCCCAUGUGGAAAAGAUAAAUACAUUUCCAAGAAUGAACUUCUCCUGCAUCUGAAGACCUACAACUUGUACUAUGAAGGCCAGAAUUUGCAGCUCCGACACCGUGAGGAAGAAGACGAGUUCAUCGUGGAGGGCCUGCUCAACAUCUCCUGGGGGCUGCGCCGGCCCAUUCGUCUGCAGAUGCAGGAUGACCACGAGCGCAUUCGCCCCCCUCCCUCCUCGUCCUCCUGGCACUCCGGCUGUAAUCUGGGAGCUCAGGGCACCAUCCUGAAACCCCUCACCAUGCCCAACAUUCAGAUCACAGAGGUAGACGACCCAGAUGAGAAUGACCAGAUGUCAAGCCCCACAGACUCCAGGGGUCUGAAGCCAGUGCAGGAAGACACCCCACAGCUGAUGCGCACACGCAGUGAUGUUGGCGUGCGUCGUCGAGGCAAUGUGAGGACACCUAGCGACCAGCGGCGAAUCCGACGCCACCGCUUCUCCAUCAAUGGCCAUUUCUACAACCACAAGACGUCAGUCUUCACACCAGCCUACGGCUCCAUCACCAACGUUCGCAUCAACAGCACCAUGACCACCCCGCAGGUCCUGAAGCUACUGCUCAACAAAUUUAAGAUUGAGAAUUCGGCAGAGGAGUUUGCUUUGUACGUGGUCCAUACCAGUGGUGAGAAACAGAAGCUGAAGAACACCGAUUACCCGCUGAUUGCCCGAAUCCUUCAGGGCCCAUGUGAGCAGGUCUCUAAAGUGUUCCUUAUGGAGAAGGACCAAGUGGAGGAAGUCACCUAUGACGUGGCCCAGUAUAUAAAGUUCGAGAUGCCUGUCCUUAAAAGCUUCAUUCAGAAGCUCCAAGAGGAAGAAGAUCGGGAAGUAAAGAAGCUGAUGCGCAAGUACACCGUGCUCCGGCUAAUGAUUCGGCAGAGACUGGAGGAGAUAGCCGAAACCCCAGAAACAAUCUGAGCCACGAGAAAGAGGGGAUCCAGACACCACAAUAGCUGCCGUUGACAUGAGAAGACCCACAGGAAACUGGAUGCCUUCCUUCCACAGAAAUGUUGAGAUGCAAACGUCUCCAGCUCUCAGAAAGCCAGCAUUUGCUGCCUGGAGCAGGAUGGAGAAGCCAGCGGACAGCUCUUCAUCCUUGGACUCCUGAGCUUCUCCUUUCUUUCAUCCACAAGGACUUUGGAUUUUUGUUAUAAGGAGGGCCCAAAAUGUAUGUGUGCGCGUGCACGCAAGUCUGCACAUGUGUGCGCACAUAGUACAUGUCCAUGUGCCUACCUGAUACAUUCACAUUCCAUUAAAUUCCAGACAACCAGCACAAGUGCCACGAGGCUGGCGGGCGUGCUGCUCGUGGGCUGCAAAAUCAGAGGAGUCACCUAUCUGAGGGGUUUUAAGCUGGAAAAAAUGUUCUCCCCUCAAGUGCCAGGGAGAAGCCACAAUAUCUGCCCGUGCUUAGAAGGGGAAAGGGGCUCAGCAAGCUCACCUCAGCAAGCUUGAGGUAUGUAUACGUUAGUAGAAAUUCUCCCUCUUUGCCUAGCAGAUCUGCAAAUGUGAGCUCCUUGGAAAUUAACAAAAUAAUAGCCCCAUGCACUUGGGGCACGUGCACUUGGGGCACUGAUGGCAAGAGAAAGAUAAAUCAUCAGUGGGGUAGAUGCAAUAAGCCCACAAGUUUUUACACUGGAAACUUCCAUUUUAAAUGACAAAGAUGUAGAUGAUGAUUUAUGUAGAUGCCUGUAGAGAGUGGAUUCUGCUUCUGUCCUUGCCUCCACGGCCACCUCUAGGAGACAGGAGGGGAGCCUGAUGUUUCUCAGCACGCAAGCUGCUGACCCCAUCUCUUUGGUGCCUCCUUGAGUUGAAGGAAGGAUCUCAUGAAACAGACCUCUCUGGUUUGCACAUGGCGCUAACUGGUAAUUGUGACCUAGGCCUGGGCUUGUUCUGCGGUGGUGGCUAGGCAGUGUCCCUUCUUAGGGAAAUGUAGAGGCUCUUUGCAGAUAUGACAGGUGCCUGUGAACCCAGCCUGUUUUCACAUCAUCAAGGGGUCUUGCUGCACUUGAAGCUGUACUUCUGUGUGUUUGAAGUCAAGGCUUUCUUCUUUCCAAAGUUGGAUUCUUGCAAGUUUCCCUCUCCUUGUGUGUGGACAUGGACUCCAAGAAUGAGGACGCGUCCUGCUAAUGACUGAGCAUGGGUUCAGGGAAGCCCUUUGGGCUGCCCUCUGAAGGUACAGAGGGAGGAUAGAGCUUCUCUUUCAGCUUCUCUGAGCAGCCACCUGAGUGAUCUUUAGAGCAGACCCCAAUGAGAGGAAAAGGUCAGGGCCAGUUUGUCCCCUGUAGCCGCCAUCGGGAAGAGUGCCGGCAGCUGGAUGCCAGUGCAACUGAUACUGUUUGAAGAGGGACAGACACUUGCUUGGAGCAGGAUGCCUGACUAUGGAGAUCAACCAAGCAAGGCCAGGAACUCCUGACAGCCGGCAUCUCUGAGCCUUGUUGGGGUACAGACGCUCCCCAUCUCUUCUCUACUUCUUCUCCAAGAAUAGUUUGGAGAGCUGGCCAGUUGAGGAAAGGAGAACCAAUGGUCGAUGUCUGUAAGGAAGGUGGAUCUUGGCAGCAGAGCCAUUCCUGACUCAGGCGCCCUCCUGCUCCCUUCCUGCCCCUGUGGCUUCCAUGGACUCUUUAGAUGGCUCACAGGCGUGGUCUUAUUGUUAACUUUCAAGAAGAUGGCAUGCUGCAACCUGGCAUUCUUCCAGGGGUCUAUUAGCAAGCCUACCUCUUCUGUGGGGCAGCACCACCAGCCCAGUGGGGUGUGGACUGAAAAUCUGGAGGCCUUAGUCUCAAUCAUACACCUUGAUGGGCUUUGCAAAAUGCACAGAAUUGGGAAAAAAAGGGUGGAGGGGAGACUUCCUUUGUUAUCCAUGGGAAAGAACAGUUUUGUGAAUGCAGACAUACUUCCUGAGUUUUGCAUUUGAGAAAAUGGCUUGGAAAACUUUUCUUCCAGUUAUUUUUAUUUUGAAUGUUCAAAGCCUUUGUUGGCCGCAACAAUUCUCCUUGGAGGGCCAGGGAGAAGAAUUUCCACCAAGCAAAUACUAACCACUGACUUUUAUGGGACAGCUAUUUCUGAUUUAUGAAAGUUCCCUGUAAUUUGCACUCGCUCUACGAUAGUGUUGAAUAUGGACAUGUUGUAAAAUGUCAGGUUUUGCUGGAUCAUUUUCUGAGAAAGUGAUAAGGUAGACCUGGCUCUUUAAAGAUGGGGUCGGGGUGGAAGUGAGGGGAAAUCGUCUUACACAAUACAUACCAUUUAACGCAGGCCACACUUUUCUGUUUUGGUCCACCCUGUUUAGAGAUCAUUUCUCACACUCUAAUAACCCAAUCGGGAAUUUUGGAAAGGUUCUUUGAAACAGCAGCAGCUGAAACAGAGAUUCCUCCGCCAUGUGGAGGCGGAUUUUCUCACCGGUAUCACAUAGCCCUGCAGCUUUGAACUCCUGGACCAGUUUGUGUGGGUUUAUGUAAUUGUGUGCAAUGAACCUGAAAUUAUGUGAAAAACAAAAGGCCAAUUUAUAGGAUUCCCCCCCACCCCCCAAUUUGUGAAAAGCAGCAUAGCCACAUCUGCUUUCUUUUGUCACGGGCUUAUGUUGCAAGGUGAUCAAAUGAAGAAAAGCCUCAGUCCAUCUGGCUGGGAAGGGGGUCCGUUCCCCUAGGUGAUGGUGGAAUUAAGCACAAGGUCCCAUUCUCUGUGGUCACAUUAGUGGGAAGGUGAUGAGUUAAAUGGGUGGUGGGGUUACCUUGGGGAGGGACUGAAAAGCACAAAGAAUGGUCUUGGCUGUGAUGAUGGUGAGCAGUGUGCACAUGGGUGUCCAGGCCGGAAGGACUUUAACUUAGAUUUGAGGUUGAAGCAAGAGAAUCUCAGAUUAGCCACCCACCCAUGUGAAACGUGCUAAGACCUGAGGUCGGAUUUUGGUCUGAGCCUUCAAGGAGAAAUGUUUUCACCCUUCCCUCCUACCUACUGGAAAGAAAACCAUACUCUCUUCUAGAGAUCUCCUGAGAAAGACAUUUUAUCAUCAGUGUAAGUAAGAUUUUGGCAAUAAUGAGCAACCACAACAAAGAAAAGAAUCCUGUGCUCCGAUGCAAACAUCUUGACGAGAAUUCUGUGGAGCUGGGUGGUUAUUUCGGGGUCAGCAGGAUGGACUGAGCCACAAAAGGGCAAGAAGCUCUCUUAAGAAAAGAGAAACUCUCUUUAAAACGACAAAAAAAGUUAUUUCAAAGCUCUGUAGCACGAAACACAUGGUGUGAUAAAUGCAUCUCCAAGAGAGAAAUUUCUGUGUGAGCAAGGGAAUUUCAGGGUCUCAGUCACCAAACCACGACGUGGAGGCUGAGAUAAGAUACACAGGAGAUCUCCUCAAGCACCCCUGAGCAGCAUUUUUGAAUCUCAAAUUGUUUUACAGUCUUGCUUGAAUUGGAUGAGAUGGGUAAUGAUCUCCUAGUGAGGUAGAAAUAAAAAUGAAUCUGGCACCCCUUCUUCGUGCGUGAUUGCGUGUUCACCAUGUCACCGGGAGGUUACAGCGCCCCCUGUGGGUUAACCGAGCACAAGACAUGGACGAGCUGGUAAGGGAAAGCAUCGGUCUGAUGGCAGACAGACCUGUCUCCCAGACUGUUGCUUUCUGGUGUGUUUUUGCUAGCGUUUUUUCAGGGUUUCCCCACUUGUUUUAGCUUUGUGAAGUCUUCUUUUCUUAAUCAUAACUUGCCUUUUAGCAAUGGUACACGACCUGUUUCAAUGUUUGGUUCUGAGCUUAUAAACUGAUGUGUUUAGAUAUCUUAACAUAAUUUGACAAGGCCUCUGUAGGGAGCCAUGAAUUUUUGUAACAUUUUGAUAUGUUUUAAUGCACCUCAUUUAGAUGUUGUUGAAUAAAGCACUUUUCAAAGAGA